CUCGAUCUGCGAAGUGCAUGCAAGGAGAGCAUCCAACUGGAGACGGAAAUUUUUCAACCCCUCGCAGGCAGUGGUACUCUGUACGCCUAUUCCACCAAUCGCUUUUGGAGCCAAAUAAAGCAUGCCGCCGCUGUGAUCUACGCCAACCGUCAGGUGCUUGCCAUGUAUCGUCGCACUCACCCACAGCGUCUCGUCAAAGACACGUGUCCGGAACCCAAUUUAAGGGACGAGGUGAAGCAGGAUGGUGACUCCUCAGACGGACCUCGUAUCAUUGGGGAUGUCUGUGUACACGAGACAUCUAAAGUAGACAAAACAGCAGUUCUCUGUUUUGCAACCAGUACCAACCAGAUAUGCCCCUCCCCCCAAACAACGGUCUUUUUCGUCCCCAUAUUACGUUAUCUUGGCUCUGACUCUGUGGGUAUCGCUUUCCGGUGCCGUAACGCGCAUUAG
Messenger RNA from Dibothriocephalus latus, 450 nucleotides. The record is from the annotation of a GenBank genome assembly. NCBI's taxonomy places the organism in Eukaryota, Metazoa, Platyhelminthes, Cestoda, Diphyllobothriidea, Diphyllobothriidae.